UAAAGCCAAUUCCACUUCCCUCACUGAGACUUAUAAUAAUAAUCUCUAUCAAGGAACUUUUAUGAUGGGUCAAACUGGAAACAAUCAUACCUCCUUUCGAAUUACCGAAAAUGAAGCAGUCAAACUAAUCACCCGCACAGUUAAAGAAAUCGGUAAAAUCAAAAAGACUGAGUUCGAUGCUUAUGUGAAUGGAGCCGGCAAAUCUACUUUGGCGGAUGUAGAUAACACCAUUAAAGGCACUACUUUGGAUGAAAACGGCAAUCGGAUAGAGCAUCCUGAUAAAGGAAAACCCGCCAAUGGCCACCGCAUUGAAUACAGUUUUGGCGAUGAUUACACUAAAAAAGAUGGUAAUCCAGUCGCCACAAACAAUUUUACCCAUACUGAAUUAAAGCAAUUAUUUAAUUUAGCCAAAUUAUUUAGCGACCAUAAUUGGACUUCGGCAUUGAAGGCUAUCUUGACAACAACGGCAAUUCUAACUUCUAUGCCACUAACUACGGCACCAGAAUUAGCGAUGGCUCGAAAUAUCGCCCCGUCGAAUACAGUUGAGACAGUCAAUUUGAAUUCUUUUACAAAUGAUCCGAUUAAACAACUAUUCGCUGAUUUAAGAAGUUAUGACACUACUUCUAGCACCGCCACGGACAAGGGAGGCACCGGAACUGAAUCCACCCCUAACUACGAUAUUUUCACUGAUGGCACUAAUCACUUUACUUACCAAGAGUUCCCGGAAUUCUACUUAGAUGAAGAAUCCCGCUUAGAAAGUUUACAAGUCAAUAAAGAUCUGAUCACCGAAGAAAUCAAAGCCGGUCGUAAAGAGUUAGACCAAGCCGAAAAAGAUUACCAAACUGCUCGCAAACAACUUUUCGCUAAAGAAAAAGAACUGGAUGACAAAAUUACCACUAAAAUCACUGAUUUAAGAAAAGAAUUAAAAGAAAAAUAUAAGGUUGUUUGUAUUGAAAAAGAUGGUAAAGUGGAAAAAGUUAAUGAUGACUUCCUCGCUUUCCUAAAAGGCAAGGAUGCCGAGUUAACUAAUCUGGAAAAGUUAAUCGAGAAAAAAGAACCCAAAGAGGUAAUCUUACUCAUUCACCAUGAACUAGGAGGUAAAAAAGAAGUAGAUAAUUACGAACUAACUGAGGAGGAUAAAAAAGCGGGUGGCAAUUUUGAGAAAUUUCUUUAUCAAACUGCCAUUGGCAAAAUUAAUGAAAGUGCUUUAACUAAGCCCACUGAGGAAAAUGGUGGUAAUGGAACUCCAACGAUAGAUGAUCCAAAAUGA
Ambispora leptoticha is the source of this 1270-nucleotide messenger RNA. Lineage: Eukaryota; Fungi; Glomeromycota; Glomeromycetes; Archaeosporales; Ambisporaceae. The record is from the annotation of a GenBank genome assembly.